AGACUUAUUAUUUCAUCAUUUGUACAGUUAAAACUUAAGAAGUUAACUCAGAUUCAAAAAGGUAAAAAAUCUUGCGUCACAAUUGAAACCUCAAAACCACUUUAUUCCAGUGGCAGCAUGGCUAGAGACAAAGUUUGCCUUGCUUAUUCUGGUGGACUUGAUACUUCUUGUAUCCUUGCAUGGUUGAUCGAGAAGGGUUACGAUGUCGUGUGUUUCAUGGCCGACGUUGGACAAGAAGAGGAUUUCGAAGCUGCAAAAAUCAAGGCUAAAAAGAUCGGGGCCAGUGCGUGCUAUGUCGAAGACUUAAGACAAGAGUUUAUUGAGCAACUUUGCUUUCCCGCAAUCCAAUGCAAUGCUGUAUACGAAAGUGUCUACCUCUUGGGGACUUCACUCGCUCGCCCCGUUAUUGCACGAGCUCAGAUUCGUGUAGCCCAAAAAGAAGGCUGCAUUGCUGUCUCGCAUGGCUGUACUGGUAAGGGUAACGAUCAAGUCCGUUUCGAGCUUGCUUUCUAUGCCCUUCAGCCAACCAUUAAAGUAAUUGCUCCAUGGCGCUUACCAGAAUUUUUCGACCGCUUCGCAGGUCGCAAUGACCUUCUCAGUUACGCGGAGCAAGCAGGCAUACCUGUGACAAGUACAAAGAGUAAACCUUGGAGCAUGGAUGAAAACAUUGCUCACUGCAGCUAUGAGGCCGGAAUUUUGGAAGAUCCAGAUGUCACAGCGCCAGAAGAUAUGUGGAAGCUAACGGUAGAUCCAUUAAAAGCGCCGGAUACACCAGAGGACUUUACCUUAGUAUUUAGUAAAGGUUUACCAAGCAAGCUUAUCACAAACGGAAAAACAAUUACUGAUAGCGUUGAUCUAUUCGUUGAGAUGAAUGCUAUCGCUCGUCGUCACGGGGUUGGCAGAAUUGACAUUGUCGAAAAUCGAUUCAUCGGGUUAAAAUCUCGUGGCUGUUACGAAACUCCUGGCUUCACCUGUCUACGGUCAGCCCACAUCGACCUAGAAGGGCUGGUUCUUGAUCGAGAGGUUCGUGCGCUUCGCGAUCAAUUUCUCACGGUCAAUUAUUCGAAGCUUCUAUACAAUGGAUUAUACUUUUCUCCAGAACGUGAGUUUCUUGAGGGCUCGAUUGCCGUUAGUCAGAAAAAUGUCAAUGGCCAGGUGCGCUGCAGAGUCUACAAGGGUAGCUUUCUAGUGCUCGGACGAAGUUCUGAUACCGAGAAACUGUAUAAUGAAAGCGAGAGUUCUAUGGACCAGAUAGGUUCUUUCUCUCCCGUUGAUACGACGGGCUUUAUCGCUGUACAAGCCAUCCGAUUAAAGAAAUAUGGGGAAGCCAAGGCUGCCAAGGAUGAGCCACUCUAG
Blumeria graminis f. sp. triticale is the source of this 1356-nucleotide messenger RNA. NCBI's taxonomy places the organism in Eukaryota, Fungi, Ascomycota, Leotiomycetes, Helotiales, Erysiphaceae. The record is from the annotation of a GenBank genome assembly.